Sclerotinia sclerotiorum 1980 UF-70 is the source of this 1623-nucleotide messenger RNA. RefSeq lists its product as hypothetical. Lineage: Eukaryota; Fungi; Ascomycota; Leotiomycetes; Helotiales; Sclerotiniaceae. The coding region runs from base 1 to 1623 and encodes 540 amino acids. The transcript has 2 exons. The record is from RefSeq and is a predicted model, not a curated record.
AUGGAAGAUUUGAAAUCUAUCGAGAAACUUCCAGAUGAGAUUCUCUACCGAAUCCUUUUGCAGUUACUUUACCAAGAUUUUGAUUUAAGGCCACCAUCUUGGAAUCCAUGGACUCAAUCGCCGCAUGUGCUCAAUUUUUGCUUGACGCAGAGGAGAUUCUACAGAGCAUAUUCUCUAUGUAAAUCGCAAACACCAGAGUCCAAACUUACACCUAUAUUCAAACUCUCGAAUGAGAUAUUAGAGAAUAUACUUGAAUAUCUCGUUCAUAAUUCUGGAAAAUUGAUUCCUAUUGACCAUAGAGCCUCUUUAAGUGUAGAGAGUUUCCAGUCUAUGCCACCACAAUCGUUAGAGGACACAAAUAUUACCACAACUCUUGUAUGGGAUUUCCUAUUUGUUACCAAACAUCAAUCAAUUUCUGAUGAAAACUUUAUUAGAGCCAUCCUAUUUGACGAGACUCACGCCACAACACUCACUCUAGAGAGACAAGUGAACCUAAAACAAAUCACUAGCAAUACCCGUCAAGUCGAUAGAUCUCGACCAUCGCUCAAGCAGCUUCGCAUAAAGCUUGAUCGUAGUCGUAAGGACGAGAUUACCAUUUUUCGAGUGCUAUCACGAGCCCGGGAGCAAGCCACCAUCAUCAAUAAUAAAAUUGAUGUACAGAGCUUACUCCACGCUUUUCAAUUGUUCGACCAUCUUCAACAGAUACGUCUCAUGAGGGUGCAAGACAAAGUAGAUAUAGAUUGGGCAUCCUUCCUCCGAGAAAGACGCUGGAUCGCCUUUUCUCAAAACAACAACAAUAACGAUAUAAGCGAUCCCAUCCUCUCCCUAGAUCUCGACCCCUUAGAAUGGACAGUUGCCUGCGAGCACUCGGCUCGAGCACUCGGCUACGCUUUCCUCGAGUCCAAAUCCCCCGCAACACGUUUCUCAAGCCGUUUCGUCAAUCCACGUAUCCCCUUACUUCUUAACCCACAUUCCCACCACACAAUCUCUACACUAGCAAAUCGUCUCACAUGUUUGGAAAUACAGAUUCAAGAACCUUCGGAUGAUAAAAUGCAUCAACUUUCUAGUCUCUUCAAUACUUUCUUCACUUCUGCUCAUCAAAUCCAGGGUUUACAUGUGGGGUUUCCUUCCAAUAGACCUCUCACUCAUGUACCGCUCGAAGCGGUCUUUCAUCAUGUUAUGUGGAAUAAUUUAAGAUAUUUAGGGUUCGGGGCGUGGCAUUUGGAAAGCGAGGAAAUUAUUAGGUUGUUAAGACGUCAUAAAUAUACAUUGAGGAGUGUGAGAUUGAGGAGUGUAAAAUUGAAGGAGGGAAGUUCGUGGAUAGAGGUUGUGAGGAUGUUGAGGAGGGAAUUGAGGGAGUUGAAGUGGGUUAGUUUGAGGGGGAUUGGAUAUGUAAAUGCAGGUGGAAAUGGCAAUGGGAAUGGAAAUGGCAUUGGAAUCGGAAUUGGAGGAGCAAAUCAAAUAGGAAAUCCCAAUGUAGGCAACGCGGCGGACAUGGACGACGACAGCGAUGAUAGCGACGAAGAAUUAGAUUUCGAGGAUACAGCCAUUGGAGAUCGCACCUUGAGUCACCACAGUAGCUCUGUCCAUUUACCUUCCUCUACUUCUUCCCACUUCGAAUAA